GUCCAAUGAUAGACAAGGCUGCUGGGAAUCACAACUAGGAGCUAAGUCCGUCCACCUCCACUGCCAGUCCCUUCUCCUUCACAACCCACCAGCAACAAAUGGAUUUGGAGUCGGGAAUCAACGUACAGAUCUGACGAAGGAGUGUCAACCUUAGCGACCACUCGAUAUUCGCUUUUUACUCAUCUCCCUCUUCUAAAAUGUGGGACCGAAAUCAACAUUUCUAAAACGAUAUGCUUCUCUCUCUUCCCCCUCACCAAUCUCCUUCUCUCUCCCAAGAUGGAGGAAGGAGGGGGCGGCCUUCUUUGUUGGACACAGAUUAGAGAUUCAAAUUGAGUUAACAACUUUGAGAUAAUUAACUGAAUCGCUAUUCGUCGCCCUAAAAUUCAAAUUUUAUCGCCCUAAAAUGCAAUUGAUUUACAUAUUUACCCUUAACCUAAUUUCAAUUCUAACUCUCACCAAACAAUCCCUUCCCUCACCCCCAACUCAUAUUCGCCGCAUAAACCCAGAACCCCUGCUCCGCCUACACAGCUCCCGCCAUCUAUUCCCGCUGCUGCUACUCGACCGUCGGAGAAAGGAGGAAGAAGCAAGCCGGACGCUACCGUUGUCAUCGCUGUUAAACUGGACUUUUGUCUUACUUCUAGCCUCUGGGAUGUUAGCGGAUUGCCAGAAGCUUAAUGCGAGAGUUUUGAAGGUGGGAUUUGAUAGGGAAAUCGUCAUAUGUGAUAAGCUUAUUGAUGUUUUUUUCACUUCUGGGGAUUUAAUGGUCUCAUUUCAAUAAACAUACCAUCUGGGUAACGUGAUUGGUGGUUUCUACUUUCUAGGAACUUAUCAGUGACGCAAGGAGCAGCAAUGGGCCGGUUCCAGUUAUAAUUUUGUUUUGUUUUGUUUUUUUUUGUUUUCGGUAAUUCAUAACAAUGUUUUGGGUUUAAAUGUUUAAAAUAAUGAACUAAGUAUUUAAAAAAAAACUAGGACAUUAAAGUAAAAUUAAUUUAAUUAGGACGACGAAUAAGAAUUUUUAAGGCGACGAAUAGCAAUCCCCAUAAUUAAUUGUCUUUUUUUAAAAUUAUGAUCUACCAAAAAUACUACUUAACUUUUCAUCUUGUUGCAACUCGGUCCGUUCGAAAAAUGGUUUGAUAUUGCCUCGACUUUGUCCAUAUUCGAGUUUCUAGUAAACUGGGUUUGUGGCAUGUGAUAAAGAGUACAGGUCCGAUUGGAUCUGGUUUGACCGCUCGGGUCAAUAAUGGGUUGAAAAACUUAAGUAAGAGAGUCUAGAGGUCCAAGUUUAUAUAAAUGGAUGCAUAUUGACGUCCAAUAAGUUUUAAAGAAUGAGAGAGGGGAUUAUUUUCUCACCCAACUUAGUUAUGUUGGAUUUAAAAUCUAAAUCCAAAUGAAUUUUAUAGAUAUAGGAGAUGUCAUACCCAAAACUUUUUAGUUUGGUUGAGUUUUAACUUUUAACCCUUGAGUUUGGAUAUCUUACCUAUCGGGUGAACUAUACAUUUAAUUAAAAAUCCAACCCAACACAUGAAAAACGCAACUAGUUUGUAUAAUAAAAGAAAAGAUAAUAUAACUAAUUAAAUUUCAAGAAAAAUCAAAGGGAACAUCAUUAAAAUGUAUAGAAGUUGGUGUUGGAUCUUGAUGAGUGUAAUUUGAUUCAAAAUAUGUCUAGUAAUUUUUCAUAAAUAUUUACCGAAAUAAACUAAAGAGGUUUUUCAUUAUAAGGUAAUAAAUUCAUAAUAUAUUAUCUUCUAAAAUUGUACACAAGAAAAAAGAUAAUGUGAAACAUAACAUGUAUUAGUCUAUGUCUAAAUUUUCAGUUAAAUAAUGCAUUAGGUUAAUGAGAACAUAAGAGCAAAUAUAUGAAAAAAUAUCCGAACUUCCUCACAAAUAGGCUAUAUGACCCAAAAAUGUUUUCGUUACAAUCACUUAGGACAAUAGUUGUUGUAACAGAGGUUGGGUUAUGUAUCUAUAUGUGUUGCCUAAACCAAAAACUAGCACCAAACUCAAAAUAGUGGGGUUCCACAAAAGAAACCUCUCACCCAACAAAAAGUUUUAAUCUUAGCGGUAAAUACAGGUGAACUGAAUCAGGUUUGAUGAGUGGCUCGUCAGCUUACAAAUCAUUUUGUUCACCCCCUACCCGUGUUGGGUCAGCAAUGGAGUUUUCGGGUGUAGGAUGUACUUGGAAGUGCUCUCUAACUGCUAGUGAACCAAUGCUAUUCCAACCUCGGAGACAAAAUGUUGUGAUUUAAACUGUGGUCGAGCUUGCAAAUUCUUGUUCCUUUUGAUGGUUCGACUCAAUGUGGAUCACAUGGUGUUGUGGGAGUUGUGCUUUGUGAUUCCACGGGCCCAUAUGGGUAGCAGGAGAUCGAUGUUAUCAAGCUAUCUAUGAUCCUCUUACAAUACAACUGUUACCAUUACAUGAUGUUGUGUUAUGGUGACAGGGAAUGGGUUCGCUAGAUGUUAUGAUCCAAUGAGAUGCACAUAUAUAUAGUCCCCUUCUUGUUAGUCGAAGUUUGAACGAAGGAGCCAAUCAUUUUGCGACAAAGAAAGCUAUGACGUUCUAUAUAUCCUUCGGCAAUUGUUGGAUUUGAUUUUCAUCUCUGACCACGCUCAUUAUGCAAAAAAAAAAAAAAAAUGAUUUGUAUAUUUGUUAGUCCUCAUGGAAUACGAGUAUCUAUUGAAUUUCCAUCUCUCAAAAUCCCUCCGAAAAUUGAUAAAAACAUCGGUGACAUUAAUUUAUUAUUAACGUAAAGAAAAUGAGUAUAUUAUGAAAGUACAAAGAGGGAUGUAAGCAUAUAUCCCCAAGGCUUGGCACAGUAUAGAAAGACCAAGUUGGCAAAGCUAGGCGGUAAAAGAAUUGUGUACCAAACCUGGCAGAAAUGGAUGAAUUGAUGAUAUACUACUGUCACUUAGCAGUUAGCACUGCUCCAAGAACAAGAACCAAACUAACCUGGCAGCAUGAUGCCAACAAGAUAAACAAGUAUCGCAAAAAUUCUGUUGAGGGUCGAAUUAAUACGUAUAUAUAUGUUCGCUAAUUGCUAGCUUAAGCAGAUCCUCGAACAAUGUAAUGGACGGCCGCCAGCAUCCAACUCGACAAGAAAAUGGCACAUAGCUCAGCAAACCAGCCUCGGUUUAGAAGAAUCCUGCAGCGUCCAACUAAAAUAUAUAUAUGCUACUUACCGACCUUCAUCAAUAAAGCCAAUUAACAUGCCUAGUGAGAGACUGUAGGCUUUAUAUAUAUAUCUCUGGGGAAAAACCCAACAAUAAUUCAGAAUCGUCACUACUUCCCCUUGUUAAUUUGUGAAUGUGCAACUCUGCGCAACUUAUCUGCGUUCAUUCCGAUAUAUUGAGGAAAAUUUCGUUAGUGAUCAAAUGGGAUCAAAGGGUUCGUGCGGGGAUACGUGGGCUGAUCAGUGGGAUAGGAAUCAAGAGAACCACGGCGGCGGCGGCAACGGAUCAGACGCCGGAGGGAAAGGAAAGUACUCGAAGAAGAUGGAGGAAGGGCUUAACAAAACCAAAGAGGUCGCCAACACUGGGAUGAAGAAAGUGAAAGCCGGUGCUUCGAUUGGGAUGCUGUGGAUGAAGGACAAGUACCAGAAAACCACCAAGAAAAAUUGAAACUUGUUCUUCUUCAUUUAUUCAUCGAUCACUAUUUGCCUGCUGCAAAAAACAUUCCGUUCAUCAUAUCGUCUACUUAUUUCUAAUUUUGGGGGGUGAAACAAUACUAUAUUUUGUUGUUCUCGUGGUUUUGUCGUCUGAGUCCCACAUUGUUGAUAUGAAAUUACAUUGUUUCUUGUCCGAUAUAUAUACCAUGGUGGUUUAAUUUACUUGGUCGUGGAAAAAAAUGUUUGGGAAUUCCUACGGCGGUAGCUUGAUUUUUUACAAUUCGUUGUCUUGAAUUUUUCGACCAAUCGAAGGCAUUAAAAUAGUUACAAAUACAUAUGCUAACGAUAAUUUUUUCUUACAUAUAUAUAACAGUUGAAUUAGUCGUGUCACAUCAGAAUGAUAUGACGAUUUUCUUGUAACAUCUCGUUGUAGAACGUAGACACCAAAGAACCAAUGAUUAACCCUUGAAGUGGGCACUUCAGAAACAUGCAUAUAAACCUCUCCCGAUCGAGCAUCAUAGAGAGUCUCAUCGCUCUGGACAUAGAGAUCACACUGCCUUGAUCUCAAAAUUGUUGGCAGCAAUAGACGAUUGCAAGAUGAUUGAUUUAAUAUCGUCGACCUUUGGACUUACGUAGUACCACAUGAUAUAAUUCUAAGCUUCAGGCUCGUCAUUGGGUGGUGGUACUCUUUAAUUUGCUCGUCCCCUAUUUCACCAACCUAGCUAGGCUUCCUCGUGAGGGGAUCGCUGAUGUGUUGCUAACUCUAGAGCUCUUUGUCGAUCCCUUUCUCACUUAAGGGUGCGCAAGGUCCGGUUGAUAUUGUCGUGCGGAGGCAGCAAAUAACCCGGUUGGCUACGGGUAUUGCACUACCUACCACACACAAAAGUAAAACAACUGUGAAAAAAAAUAGGUGGGAAAAACAAAUAAACAUAAAAUUAAAGGUAAAGAUAAAAUAACAAUUGUAUUCCUUUCUUAAUAACCUAGAACUGCUCUCCGACAACGGCGCCAACUAGGGCUGAGAAAAUAGACCAGACCGUUAGAAAAACCGUGGUCCAAAUCGUACCGCACAGUUUGGUCUGGACCGUAGACCGUUAAGUAUGGUCUGGUCUGGUCCAUGUUCUGGUUUAUUUUAUGUUUUGAUCUCUUGGUCUGGUCUGGUCUAGACCGCGGUUUACCGGACCAAACCGUGGACCCAACCGACUUGUCAAUACGUGUUAAUAGCCCAUUCGAUCACUCUCCCAACUCACGCAACGACACCCAAAUCUCAACCUUAAUUUUGAGAAUCUCGUCCCUCCUUCGUUCACAACCACAUUUAACCAGAGAGUAGAGAUAAUUAUGUCUCCAUAUGACAUUAUGUUAAUGUUUAUAACGUUAUGAUGCAAAUUUGUAUGCUUUUACUUUGUAUUUUUGUUAUUUCUAAGAUUUAGGAUAUCAAAAUUAUUCAUGCAUGUUAGGAUUAAUGUUUUAAGGCAAAUAACAAUUAUUUUUCUUGGUUAUUGGUUCAAUUUUUUGUGUGGUUGACUAAACAAAUUAUUCAUUUUUCUUUGAGUGUGGUCUAUCUGGACCAGACCAAACCAGACCGCACAGGCAUGGUCUGGACCGGACCGUAUAGUCUGUGGUCUGGUCUAUGGUCUAUACUUCAGCCUCUUGGUCUGGACCAUAGACCGUAUAUAUGGUCUGGUCUGGACCAGACCGCACCGUUUCCCAGCCCUAGCGCCAACAACUUUACUCCCUAAAACUACAACUCCAAUCAAAGGCCAAGUGAAACCAGGACAGGAACGCAAUAUAGUGGUAGUAAGUUUUAAUUAUCAAUCCAUGUUCUCUAAAUGUACUACUGCUCGGUUUUAGUCUGUUAUCUAGCAAACAUAUUCGAUUGUCAGAAAUUAAGAAUUUAGAAAACAAUAAGAAAUUGAUUUGAGUUUC
Messenger RNA from Linum trigynum, 5525 nucleotides. NCBI's taxonomy places the organism in Eukaryota, Viridiplantae, Streptophyta, Magnoliopsida, Malpighiales, Linaceae. The record is from the annotation of a GenBank genome assembly.